Messenger RNA from Insectozyma verbasci, 450 nucleotides. The record is from the annotation of a GenBank genome assembly. NCBI's taxonomy places the organism in Eukaryota, Fungi, Ascomycota, Pichiomycetes, Serinales, Debaryomycetaceae.
AUGUUGAGUAUAACUAUUCUUUGGGUCAUUACAGUAUCUAUAAUAAUAACACAAGUAAGGAAAUACUUACAAAAACAACCAGUCAGGCUUCCUAUUUUUUCACAAGCUGUCGUUUGGUUCUUUUAUUCCACAUUUUUCACAUUUCCGUAUGAUGCUGUAUUGAAAGCUUAUAAUAGUUAUAUAACUGCAAGUCAUUGGACAGCUUAUGUUGAUGAUUCCAUAGCUGCUUUUGGUGCUAGUGAGAUUUUUAUUGCUUUAUUUUUGGUGAUUUUACAUUUGUUUGAUGAUCCUAAUCAAAAUUUAAGAAGUGGUUUCAUUGGAGUUUCUGUAUUGAGUGCUACUACUGUUUUUGGAUUCCAAUUUCCUGAACUACUUGAACAUUUAAGAUUAGUUUUCAGUAUGGGUUUUGGUAUCUGUGCAAUUACAAUUGGACUUUUAAAAAUUGUUUAG